CAGAGCGCAGACUCGGUCCUUCUACCGAGAAAUCACACCGCCAGUUAUAUAAGAGCCCAACGGGAUUUUCAGACGCGUUGAACACUUUUUAUAAUUGAAUCACCUUGAGUUGUAAUCCAGAGGAAGCGCUUUUUAUGCGCGCAUUUUCAAAGGGAAGAUGCGCAAAAAGCUUUAGCGCAGCUACGAGAACUUGGCGCAUCGUUUCUUUGAUCUUGGAGUUUUGAGGCUGAAGAAAUAAGCCAUGUUCCCUCUGCCGAUGUUUACUCCAGACCAGGUGGCUCGAGUGUGUGAAAACCUGGAGGAGACGGGUGAUAUGGAACGGCUGGGACGCUUUCUGUGGUCCCUGCCUGCGGCGGUCCCCGGGGCGGCUGGAGAGGCCCUCAACCGCCACGAGUCUGUGAUGCGUGCACGGGCAUUGGUGGCCUUUCAUGGGGGAAACUUUGAGGCCCUCUAUCAGAUCCUGCAGAGCCACCGCUUUACCCGAGAGUCCCAUGCCAAGCUGCAGGACCUGUGGCUGGACGCUCACUACCGAGAGGCCGAGCGACUGAGGGGAAGGCCCCUCGGGCCCGUGGAGAAAUACAGGAUCCGCAAGAAGUUCCCCCUGCCCCGAACCAUCUGGGACGGAGAGCAGAAGACACACUGCUUUAAGGAGAGGACACGGAGUUUGCUGAGAGAGUGGUACCUGCAGGACCCGUACCCGAACCCAUCCCGCAAGAGGCACCUGGCUCAGGCCACAGGCCUCACCCCCACACAGGUGGGCAACUGGUUCAAGAACAGACGCCAGAGAGACAGAGCAGCGUCGGCCAAAAACAGACUGCAACAAGACCCUUCCCUCCUCCCUUCUGGUAGCUCUCCUGAAUGUUCUUCCUCAGAGCACAACCCCCACCUGCAAGGCUCCUCCCUGCACCGCCCUGGCAGCCCAGAGAAUAGUGACUGCAGCUCAGGUACAGAGCCUCAGGGCACCAGGGCCUCCACGCCUGACAUAUCAGUCAGUAGUGACAGUGAAUAUGAGUCCUGAGCAAAGCCCCAGUCUGCCCAGCCACCGAAACCAUUAAACACACACUCCUCCUGACCCUCAGAGACUUUCUUCAACUGAGCCAAGAUGCCAACCAGGUCACUAUGGAGACUGUGAACUGAUGAUGGAUCUGUGACAGCAACGAGGGCUGCCAUGGAUGUUCACAUGCACUUAAAAGGACCUUUGUGACAUUCUGACUUAUCGGAUGUUGUCAAAGAAAACAAGAGGCACAAUAAUAUUUGACCUUAUACUGCUGAUAAUGAUGCAAUGACAUAAGAGAGAUACAAUGAUAUACUGAGACACUGGCUUAAUAAUGGCUUUUUUAAAAUCUUUUAUUUCACAUGCUGAAUCAUUUUGUUAUGAAUAGUCUUCUUUCACUGGUAUAUAUCUAUGAUAUUGUUCACUUACUGAACUGUUACAUUUAUUUCAGACCUUAUAAGGGACCCAUGCACUUGAAUGUUCUUAAUGAUCCCUGUGUACUGGGUGUGCCAAAUAAAUCACAUCAACCAAAACUACAUUCACCAUCCAAGCCCCCAUUGGCUCCUUUGUAUAUUUUUAUUCAGUAAUGAAUAUUAUUUUUCAGAUGGCACAAAAAGUCUUCUUUAAAAUGGUGCAUUGUCAGCAAGAUACCUAUUAGCAGUAGCAUUUACCUAAGCAUAUUAAUCUUACAUGUGUGUAUAAAAGCUGCUUUUUAUCACCGCAAAUAUGGAGGUAGCUGUUUACUUGCCACUCAUAAUCUGUCUUGUAUGCAUUUCAAAGAGACUUAUUUUCAUUAAUAGAAUACAUCAUACAAACUCUUCAAGACUGGGUAUUCAUACAUACAGCAUAACAGUAGCAUCAGCAGGAUUGAAUUAACACAGAGACUGAAUAUCAAAUGGAUCUCCUUUCCAUUUACUGUACAUCUUAUAUCACACACGAAGGGAGUUCUACAUCCAAAUAGUGCACCACAUGUCCAAAAGGGAGGUGUUUAAGUUUCAUUUAAGUCAGUACAAGUUGUACAUGUACAAACACUGUAAGAAUUGAUGCAACCUAGUUAACGAAUACUGUUCAGAUUUGUUUUGUAUAAGGAUGAAAUACUGUAAACCUGUCAACCUGUCUGUUGUGCAUGAUGAAGACGAUCAUGCUACUUUGAUUAACUAUUCUGACCCCUUCACACAGUGCAGACUGCAGUUAGCCUAAUUUUCAUCAUCAAGUUUCUCAGUCACUAUGCCUUCUCUGUCAGUUCUGAUGUUAUUUGUCUUCCUCUGAGAAAUCCUGAAAGAAUAAAGAUGGGAUGAGACUAGAAAGCUUAAAGAUGAGGUGCGAGGGGAAAAGUUAUUAAUCAUCAAACUUGGUCUUAACUCAACUCAUGUGCCUACACUUCUGAGUCAAAAAUGAUACCCGUUUGUCAGAUUAGGGACCACAGACGCUUUUACCCCCCCAAACCCUGUGCAGACUCACCAAAGCUGAAAAGACUGUUGUAGUUUCGAUGUCUGAUGUAUAGUUUUUAAAUAAACUGUUUUUGCUCAAAA
Messenger RNA from Pygocentrus nattereri (red-bellied piranha), 2526 nucleotides. RefSeq names its product SIX homeobox 7 (gene six7). Lineage: Eukaryota; Metazoa; Chordata; Actinopteri; Characiformes; Serrasalmidae. Gene Ontology annotation, cellular component: transcription regulator complex; nucleus. The transcript has 3 exons. The coding region runs from base 242 to 1018 and encodes 258 amino acids. Gene Ontology annotation, molecular function: RNA polymerase II cis-regulatory region sequence-specific DNA binding; DNA-binding transcription factor activity, RNA polymerase II-specific. Gene Ontology annotation, biological process: eye development; regulation of transcription by RNA polymerase II. The record is from RefSeq and is a predicted model, not a curated record.